AUGAGAGUGAUAAACACUGCAUUGAACUUGUUCUUUUUGUCCGGUACCACCUUGGUAUUGAUCUUCUUGGUUUUGUCCGGGUCCACCAAUCACUUCCCAUUUAACCGGUUCUACUGGUUGAAGGCUGACACCUCCGGUAUCAGCGGAGCUCCAACACAGUCUUCAUGGACUUUCUGGGGUGUGUGUGACUCUAGCAACUUUGGUUCUUGCCAGGUUGGCCCAGCCUUCCCAAUUUCGCCAGUGGACAACUUUGGAACCAGUGCUGGUGUUCCUAAAGAUUUCAUUAGCAACAGAGACACUUACUACUACUUAUCCAGAUUUGCCUUUGCAUUUAUCUUGUUGGGUUUGGCCUUCACCGGGUUUGCCUUGAUUGUUGACCUCUUGGGCUUCUGUUUUGUCAUCAUUGAUAAGGUUGUGAUCUUUUUGGUUGUGUUUGCGUUGUUUUUCAUUGCCGGCGCUGCUGCUCUUCAGACCGCCGUGUCUGUUUUGGCCAGAAACGCCUUCCAGGAUGCUAACUUGUAUGCUCAUAUUGGCGUCAAGUCCACUGCUUUGCUUUGGGCUGCUUUUGCUGGUAUUUUGAUUGUGUUCUUCAACACGUGCGCUGCCAACAUCCACAACUCGUACAAGAAGCACAUUGACAGAGUCAGAAGUGCACAUGCUGAGGAGAAUGAGUACUAUCCUCCAGCCGAAACUCAGGAGCCAGUUGGUGAGGGAGCAUUGGGUGACGAGUCUUCUUACACUAGAGCCAAUGUUCUGGAGAAGGAGACUGGUAGUGGAGGAAUCCGUUUCUUCCGUAUCAAGAGAAACCAGAAGGCUUCUGACGAGGAGAGUGUUUGA
Molecule: messenger RNA, 837 nt
Organism: Sungouiella intermedia
Lineage: Eukaryota; Fungi; Ascomycota; Pichiomycetes; Serinales; Metschnikowiaceae
Source: the annotation of a GenBank genome assembly